GAUCAUACCUAGCUGUCAGACACUCGAAGAACUCCUCCACAGUUGAUCUUUUUGUCUGCGCUCAACGCUGACCUCCUCCCCUUCUCACACACAACAAAAGUCUCCGUGCAUGCAGAGUUCCAUAAGCUUAGCUGCGUGUGCAUGUACUGAUCCUUGCAGGCCAAUCUAUAACGACGUUACACUCUGCUUCUAGUUAGAGGCGGAUGUACUGGGUGGUGAUUUGGCCUUCAGGACACCUUGAAGAGAAGAGAAGAGAAGAGAAAGAGAAGAUGAGUACAAACGUGCAGAAGAGGAGAAGUAGCUCGUUUCUGUCACUUGCCUGCGGCUGUACUGACUCCAAAUCGGUUUCGGUGCCUGGCAGCUCGGGCGGCAAGUCGACGUUGACGCCGCCACAGGUGCCCAGGGUAGGGGAUUUCUCUUCUGCGGAUACCCUCACCCUCACCCUGACAUCCGAAACCUCCUCCUACGAGGAGGAUGAUGCGGAGGUGAAGACGGAAAGCUCGGCAAGCACGCCCAGCUUCCCCGAGCUUCUACGCCAGCUCAACGAGCUGGAGCAGAGCGUGUUGGCUUGGGGGAGCCACGCUUCUUCGAGCGUCUACGGUGGAAAGGAAGAGAAGAGGGUGAAAUGUCGUAGCAGCAGCCAAGGAGGGAGAAGAGCGGAGGACGGCGUCGUGGUGGUGAAAGAGACGGAGAAUCCGCUCGAUGAGUUUCGGCGGUCGAUGCUGCAUAUGAUCGUCGAGGAGGAAAUCGUGGACGGUGCAGGGUUGAGGGAGCUGCUCCGCCGGUUCCUUGCCCUCAACUCUCCGCGACACCACGGCACCAUUCUCCGCGCGUUCGCUGAUGUAUGGCAAUAUGUGUUCUCCGGCUACGAGCAAACACCCGAUCUUCUCCGCCGUGGCUAUUCCAGUCUUCGAACUCGCCGCCACUUCUGAGACGCAGAAGCAGAGCACCAGCUAAAUGUCGUAUCUGCAAAAUUCUCCUUCCCUAAAUUUGUUCUUCAAAGAACGAAUUAAAACCUCACGAUUUAUGCUUUUCA
This is a messenger RNA of Musa acuminata AAA Group (dessert banana), 1036 nucleotides long. Its product is annotated as transcription repressor OFP8-like. Gene Ontology annotation, biological process: negative regulation of DNA-templated transcription. The record is from RefSeq and is a predicted model, not a curated record. The coding region runs from base 204 to 932 and encodes 242 amino acids. The transcript has a single exon. NCBI's taxonomy places the organism in Eukaryota, Viridiplantae, Streptophyta, Magnoliopsida, Zingiberales, Musaceae.